UUAAAUACAUUAUUUUGAAUUAAUCGUGUAUUUAAUUUUAAAUAGAUGAACAAUAAUUAAAUUUGUGCGAUUCCAAAUAUUUUAUUAAUUGUUUCUGUUAAGCGCAACUUUCAUUUUUAUAGAAUGCUCGGUGCGCUAUGGUCCAAUCACUUUUGAUUGGUAUUUUAGUAACCUCUCUUGGCUACGCUCUUGAAAUUUGGCUUGCUUUAGAUUUUAUAUGUAAAUGGGAAGUUCUAUCGACAAAAUCAUCUGUUCAACCUCAAAACUAUAUGUAGGGAUGAUUAUAAACUCAAAACAACUGGAGGGCUUUAAAACUUAAAGCCCUAUGGAGGAGGGUGGUUUAAACUCAAAACCCCAUUUGGCUCAUAGAAUUUUUAAUGUGUAAUUAGAUUUUUUUUUAUAUUGAAGAGUUGGUUUUUGCUUCAAACCCCGUUGGAGGGGUUUUUAAACUCAAAACCAUCUGGAGGGGUUUUAAAUUUAAAGCCCUCUGGGAGGGAGGGGAACUUUGUGACUGAUUUUUUGCUUUAAUUGUGUUUAUUUAAGGUGAGAUUUUAAUUAUAUUAAACCAUCCCUUGCCCCAGUCACCGAAACUUCCCAUUUACAUAUAAAAUCUAAUGCAAACCAAAUUUUAAGAGCGUAGCCUAGAAAGGUUACACAUUUCUACCAGUCGCUGGACUCCAUUAAUAAAGUGCAGUGAAUAGUCAUGUGCCGAAAUUGAAAAAAAAAACUAAAUGUGGCUCAACAAAGAUGGCUAAGACAGAUUUUAAGAGUAUAUUUCUGUAUAAAACAAAAUUAAUGGCGACAAAUUGAUUUACUUAUUUGGGUUAUUUGUUUUAGUAAUUCAUAUUUUGUCUUCGAUAAUGAACAGUUGUGCAAAUUUUCAACUUGAUCCGAGAAUGGGAAGUGGGAGAAGUAACGCGGGCCACAUUGAACCAGACAGAGUGAGCUGAUAUAAGCUUUUGUAAGAAAUAAAAAUAAGCUUUUGUGUUUAACAUUGAAUAAACAGAACAAAAACAACAUAACCUCAAGGAAACUAAACAACUUCGAGAACAGAAACAAACAAACAAAUAGAAGUGGACACAAAAGAUGAAUUAUUGGAUUAAAAAUAACCAUAACCCUUUUAUUUCGUCAGGCUUUACACUUGGCAAGAGAAUGUCUCUUUCAUUCUUACGACUCCUCUUCAAUAUCUGAAGCCAAACAAAAAGGUACAGUAGACAAUGUGUAAGAAAGUGGAGUAUGGAAUCGUGGCGAUGGUCAUGUGUCUGGAAUUUUGGUGCCUCAUAGAAGGGCAGAAUUAUUCCCACACACUGUCUCUCUUCAACGACAAACUUGGCAGCGACAAAUAUGACACGCAGAUAAGACCACUGCUUAACCAAGCCGAUAUUCUGAAUGUCUAUGUCAGCUUCGAACUGGUGUCCAUCGUGGAAAUUGACGACGUGGCACAGAGUUUUGUAGCUAACGGUUUUCUCAUGUUUUCUUGGACUGAUGAGAUCCUAGCCUGGGACCCAUCCAAUUAUGGCGGACUCAAUGUGAUCCAUCCGAUACCUGAGAACAUCUGGAGACCGAGAGUUGUUCUCAUCAACACAUUGGGAGAUAGAGAUCUCUUUGAUGACGACAAGGCUCCUGUUUUUAUCCUCAACAAUGGCCACACCUCCUGGGUCCCAGGAAGUCUUUUCCCCACAUCUUGUGAGCUGGAUGUCACCAACUACCCAUUCGAUAAACAGACCUGUUACAUAACGAUAGUCGCCAUGACGUUGGACGUCACAGAAAUGCAGUUUGUCGCUUUCACUAGCGAAGUUCAAAAGAAUUUCUUCAUUCCUAAUGGAGAAUGGAACCUGCUGUCGUCAAACAUAAAUAUAACACAAGUGACGUCUUCUAAUAUAUCUUUGUCUACUAUACAAUUGAUAUUUGCCUUGCAACGAAGGCCGACAUUUCUGAUCGUGAACAUUGUUCUGCCCAUUGUGUUCCUCUCUUUCCUUAACAUUCUGGUCUUCGUUAUCCCGGCUGAUUCAGGGGAGAAAAUUGGAUAUGGUAUAACGGUCCUUCUGGCCUUGUCCGUAUUCAUGAGCACCGUCAGUGGUAUGCUGCCCAGUUCGUCUCUCAAAAUGGCCAAGCUGACCAUCUAUAUAUUAAUCCUUCUUAUCAUCUCUAUGCUGACCGUGAUUGUUAGUAUCAUCAUUGUAUUUCUGGCCAGUAUGGAAGAGAAAGAAACUCGACAUCGGAAAGCCAGAGAUAAUUUACAAACCGCUGUUGCAAAAGUUUCGACAUUUCGUCGUGCCAUGAAUGCAGUGUCGAAACUGACCACUAAAGUGGACGCACUGGACGCUUCAGUCAAACCCUCAGACGUUCGUAUGACUUCAGAGACUAACACCAAAGAUUCCUCGUUGUUGCCUCAGGACACUGAGCCCAUACAACCCACAGUGAACAAAUACAAACUUGUUGGGAAGCAUAUUGACAAGAUUUCUUUCAUUGUGUUUCUCACAAUCUGGGUGGUAGUCACAUUGGGCUUUCUUAUUGAUAUUGCUGAAUAAACAUCCUCAAAAUGUUA
Biomphalaria glabrata is the source of this 2548-nucleotide messenger RNA. RefSeq names its product neuronal acetylcholine receptor subunit beta-3-like. Gene Ontology annotation, molecular function: transmembrane signaling receptor activity; extracellular ligand-gated monoatomic ion channel activity; neurotransmitter receptor activity. The record is from RefSeq and is a predicted model, not a curated record. The transcript is spliced from 7 exons. Gene Ontology annotation, biological process: signal transduction; nervous system process; regulation of membrane potential. The coding region runs from base 1218 to 2531 and encodes 437 amino acids. NCBI's taxonomy places the organism in Eukaryota, Metazoa, Mollusca, Gastropoda, Planorbidae. Gene Ontology annotation, cellular component: neuron projection; synapse; membrane.